Messenger RNA from Microtus ochrogaster (prairie vole), 918 nucleotides. It is a transcript of the gene Cav3, whose product is annotated as caveolin 3. Gene Ontology annotation, biological process: cell differentiation; regulation of cytosolic calcium ion concentration; regulation of membrane potential. NCBI's taxonomy places the organism in Eukaryota, Metazoa, Chordata, Mammalia, Rodentia, Cricetidae. The record is from RefSeq and is a predicted model, not a curated record. Gene Ontology annotation, cellular component: sarcolemma; caveola; focal adhesion. Gene Ontology annotation, molecular function: transmembrane transporter binding; molecular adaptor activity.
AUGAUGACCGAAGAGCACUCGGAUCUGGAGGCCCGGAUCAUCAAGGACAUUCACUGCAAGGAGAUAGACCUGGUGAACCGCGACCCCAAGAAUAUCAAUGAGGACAUUGUGAAGGUAGAUUUUGAAGAUGUGAUCGCAGAGCCCGAGGGCACCUACAGCUUCGAUGGUGUAUGGAAGGUGAGCUACACCACUUUCACCGUCUCCAAGUACUGGUGCUACCGCCUGCUGUCUACCCUGCUGGGUGUGCCACUGGCCCUAAUCUGGGGCUUCCUGUUCGCCUGCAUCUCCUUCUGCCACAUCUGGGCCGUGGUGCCCUGCAUUAAGAGCUACCUGAUCGAGAUCCAGUGCAUCAGCCACAUCUACUCACUGUGUAUCCGCACCUUCUGUAACCCGCUCUUUGCUGCGCUGGGCCAGGUCUGCAGCAACAUCAAGGUGGUGCUGCGGAGGGAAGGCUAAAGCCAGGCUGGGCUACGCGGGGGCGGCUGGGCAGGAGAAAUUAGGCCGGGUGAGCCCCGCGGCUCCACGCCACGUGGGCUGCAGGAGAGCUCAUUCUUUUGAGGGUCCUUUCAAUUUCACAUCAAGAUGGGAACGCAUGGGCAGGAGAGCCAAAAGGAAUAGACGACCACGUGCGGAAGCACAGACACCCUCGCUCUGCUCAGCCCGCCAUGAUCCCCUGUGAGCCUGCCUGAGGGCAGAUGGUUUAAGAGGCAGCUACCGCAAGGCUUUGCGUUCACUUGUACUGUAAUACCACAAACCAGAGCUAGUCCCCUAGAGGUUUGACACGGCUCCUCAUGCAAAAGAGAGCAAGCAGUGACUGCAGACAUGAGGAGGGUGCUGCAAUAAAGGGUUUCUGCUGCACCGGGGAAUACCAUGCUUUGCCUGUCUGUGACUUGGUCGUGUGUCCUUUUCUGGCUCUGA